GAUCGAUCUGGGCCACAUGGAUAGCUUCUUACGCAUAUCCUGCCACUACCCAAUGACCAAACAUACCAGCUGUGUGUACUAGGCUGCCGAGUGCUGCUCACCCAGGUCAAGGCCUUCCCCCUUUGCAGUUCCAGGCAAGCAAUAUGGAAGGGGCUGGCUCUCUGUCGGUUCCCUUUCUCCGCCGAGUCCCUCCAGCCCCCUACCAGCUGUGCCCCACACGGGACACUAUGGGUUGACAUUGUGUAGGCCUGCCUUGUAUUUUGAUUGCGGUCUGGUAAGCUCUGUGUGCUUGUUUUUGAGUUAGAUACAUGGAAGUGCUUAAUAUUCUGCUUAGAAUUUCAGCUGUGGGUUUUCUGAAAUAAUUGUUUUUCCUGUCAUUUGUAUUUAAGUGUUGUAAUUUGUGCUACACAGGAUGUAAGUCAGGAAAUAGCCAGGGCCAGUUGCUGCUUCCAAGCCAUAUGUUGAACGCAAGCUCCUCCUUAAGAUCCUUUUUUUCUCCUUCCUCUUCCUCUAAGUGGACUUGUAAGGACAAUUUGCUUUGCAAGAAUUAUGAGAGCUGCUAAAAACUUGUUGUUAAAGAAAGUGUAGAAUUGCCUUUAAGAAACAAUGGUAAAAUAUUUUGUUUUUGUUUUAAAUCUAGAGACUGUGGAAUAAGCAUCAUGUAUUGUGGAAAUGACUUCUGGCUGGACUCUGUAGGGUGGAACACAAAUGGGAAGGAUUCCUCAACUUAAUGGUUUCUGGAGACAAGGAAGUGUAAGAUAUAUGUUGGGGAAAGGAGGAAAGCGGAAGUUUGAUGAGCAUGAAGAUGGGCUGGAAGGCAAAGUUGUGUCUCCUACUGAUGGUCCAUCUAAGGUGUCCUACACCUUACAGCGCCAGACUAUCUUCAACAUUUCCCUUAUGAAACUUUAUAACCAUAGGCCAUUAACCGAGCCCAGCCUGCAAAAGACAGUUUUAAUUAACAACAUGUUGCGGCGAAUCCAGGAGGAACUCAAGCAGGAAGGCAGCUUGAGGCCUGUGUUCAUCACUACUUCACAGCCUACGGAUCCUCUUGGAGAUAACUUCCGAGAGGUUCAGCCUGCCUUUAGCCAUCUGGCAUCUCCGCCAGCGCACCCCACAGACUCAGCAAGCACUACGCCCCUGGAGUCCUGCCUCACCCCUGCCUCUCUGCUUGAGGAGGACACUUUUUGCACUUCCCAGACUAUCCCGCCAGAUGGUCCUACAAAGCUCCCACCUCCAACUAUCCAACCAGUAAAGGACAGCUUCUCCUCAGCCUUGGACGAAAUUGAGGAGCUCUGUCCAACACCUACCUCCGCUGGGGCAGUGGCAGCUGCAGCAACAGCAGAAACCAGAGUGUCGGAGAAUCCUAAAGAGAAUGCCAGUGAAUCCAGCACCCAGAAGCCCGAGGGAGCCCAAGAGAGCAGAGUAAAUGAGCCUAAAUUACUGGACUCUUUACCUGGUAAUUUUGAGAUCACAACCUCGACAGGUUUUCUUACAGACUUGACCUUGGAUGAUAUUCUCUUUGCUGACAUUGAUACUUCUAUGUAUGAUUUUGAUCCUUGCACAUCUUCGACUGGAGCUGCCUCAAAAAUGGCUCCUGUCUCCGCAGACGACCUCCUCAAAACUCUGGCUCCCUACAGCACCCAGCCAGUAACCCCCAGUCAGCCUUUCAAAAUGGACCUUACAGAACUGGAUCAUAUAAUGGAGGUGCUUGUUGGGUCUUAAAAGUAACUUUCUAAACACUUGGUAGUAUUUUCACAACCAUCCCCCUUGACAGAUCUGCCCAGAUACACACACACACGCACCCAUACAAACACACUCACCCCACUGUGCAUGUAUCUUUGCUUGUCUCUUUUUGUUAAAGAAUCACACUAGUUUUUGCUUCAAGCAGAGUUGGAGUGCCUUCAUCCAUGUAUGACCACUUUUAAUGUAUUUUUGAAAGUGGUUCCACAAGGGAGACCUGAAAUCCUGAUAUAGGAAAAAAUGCAUAUUGUAAACAAUAUUAAUAUGUUUGACAAAAAAUGAAUUGUAAAAGCUAAGCACAAGGAUUAUGUUGCGGGAAAGCUGUAAAUUGCAUGUGCAUAUUUGUCUAUUUUUUCUAUAAGUUUUAUUGCAAGAGGUUUAAAAUAUUAUUUAGAUAAUUGCAGUACUUUUUUGGCAUUUUAGACCUGUUUAGGUUGACUUAGCAAUUCAGCCUUUUUAGAGGUAUUCAUUAUUCCUCUUUAAAUGUUGCAUUUACAUGGCUCUUUAGAAACUGCUAUCCAAAUUUAUUUUAUAUUUUUGUACAGAUUGUGCAAUUUAUGAUAUUGGGGAUCUUUCUUAAAAAAAGAAAAAGGAAAAAAAUGCUGUUUAUACUCAACACAAAAAAGGAAAUAGCUAUUUUGGUAGGAUUUGCUCACCCAGUUUCUGCAUACACCUUCUGAUGUACAAGAACUGCUUGUAGUUUUAUACAGACAUGUAGUGUUUUUUAUGUGUAUAAUGGUGCAAAGAGAAAUUUGGAUCAAAUCAAUCUACACUUGGGCUCCCUGAAUCCAGACACACAUGCUUGAAGGAAAAGGCCAAGGGCUCUUCCCUGAAAAGUUUCACAAAUAUUUACUCCCUGCUGUGUACUACUGUGAUUAACAAAAACCUUAGAGCCAUGUAUAUUCCAACACUGAUGUCAAACAGUUGGCGGGAAAUAGCUGUGAAACUUCUUUUUGAUUAAACUUCUUCCUUCUUCCCACUCCUACCCUCAAAAUGAUCAAUACUAAAAUUCUGAAACGUUUAAAAAAAUAUAUUGAAGGCCAGACUUUAGUCACAAUCCAACACAAGGCUGAGUGUCCCUAAGCCUGUUGGCUUGAAUUCUACCUGUUUGUUCCUUUCACGGCAGGGGAGUCGUGCUCCUGGAAGACUCUUUUUGUGAGAACGACUUCCCUUCUGUUCACAGAGCAGAAACCUAGAAAUAAAGUCAUAAAAACACGUGGCUGAAAGCAGAAGUGCUCUACCUGCUUACAUGUGAGUAAAUCCCAUUGAACUGAGCAGGACUUACUUAGGGAGGUAGAAUGGACUUUGUGUUGCGACCACUGUGGGUUCAUCUCCUUUUAGAAUGCCAUCAAAUCAUUUGGUAUUGGUUUUGGAUGGCCGCAUCCCUACAAGUGUGGCUGAAGCUGUUCAUUACUUCUUUUUGUUCUGUUCUGUUUUAAAGAAAAUAAUUCUUCUUUGGCUGCAUGUUAACUAUGCUUACUUGAAAGAAAGUUGCAUUGAAGUCAAUGGAGUUUCCUUUCAAGGAAAUGUGUUUAGGACAAGGGGGGAAGUGUCCCUCUGUCUCUCUUACGGUGUAAUGCUAAUUUACCGUAUUCCUUUGAAUUAGGCUUAUGAUUACCCUUGCCCUUUGCUUGGAACAUUAUUGCUGUUCACUGUAUUGACAAGUGCUGAAAAAAGGCAACUUCAGUAUUACUGCAGUGAAAUCAUCUCUCGCCGGCACUGGAUGGACUUGCUCGGAUAUCCUUUGCUGUCAGAACUGGAGCUGAUCAUGUUAUGAACACUUGGUGUCUUUGCCAGGGUCGGUUUCUUGGAUCGCCUGUGUUACCUGCUUCACACUUUAUUAUAAGGCCUGUUUUACAACGUGUAGACAACUGCAGCUCUCUCUAUGCGUGUUCCCUUCCCUCUGAAGGCUUCUCAUGACUGCACCUGUUGCAAUUUUUCCCCUCGGUAUUCAUGUGAUGUACAUUUAUUUGAAAGAAAACUUGCAAUGUUAUCAUGCCUGUUGCUCAAAUUGCUAUGGCAUAUUAAUUUGAAAUGGUACUUAAGAGCGCAGGUUACAAACUAUAUUGUUGAUAUGCAUAUGGCUUCUUUAGGAAUAACUUUUAUAUUUAUUUAAUAAUUUUUAAAUUAUGUUUUAUGUAAUUUGGCAAUAGUUCUGUUCACUUCUUGUCAUGGAUAAAAGGAAUUGGGUCUUGUCUGCCUUUAAGAAGGCAGCUUUGUAAAACUGGCACUUUAGAACAGGCCGUAUCUAUUUAUUUAAAAUACUUUUAAUGUAUUAUGUGUAAUGCACACACAGCUCUUCAUUCCUCUACAAAUCAACCUUGCAAUUAGAGACUUGCUUCUCUAAGCCAAAUAGCAUAAUUAGCAAUUAAAUCCUAAUUGGUCAAUCAGUUUUUAAUACCUUGAAAAGUCUAAGGGCACAGCCAUCCUGUGCUGUGCUUAGAAGAAAAAAACGGUCAUGGUUGCUGGACAUUGUAGGACUUUCCCUGUCUAAACAUGCACAGGAUCAUGCCCCUACUCACUCAAAACAGGGUGGUCAUGAAAUAAUUGAUGCUGCAUGUUCUUCUGAUAGAACAUUUUUGCCCAUAUUGGUAGUGAUGCGGGAAAGGAGAAAAACUGGAAUGUUACAAUUUAGAUUGCAAGCAACUCUGGGCCUGGGCCAGUUCUUGAAAGUACCAUGUGCCUGACCAGUGCUGUAGAAAUUACAAUGAUAAAAGAGCUCAUCACAUAAAUUCUUGUAGUGUUGGCAUCUGGCCUUGUCAAUAACUAUAACUGUGACUUGCCCACAGAAAUUCUUGCAAGUCCACUGACUCAGACACAGUUGGCAUUCAUCAUGUGUAAAAUAUCAGCAGUUCACAAAGGAGCCACCUGAUUUGCAGCCUGCUAGGUCAGCUGGAGAGGUUGAGGGACUGCUAGGCACAACGCUGGGUCCAGAUCCUCAAGCAGUGGAGUGUUGUUACCUGAAGUGUCAGGUACAUCAGGUUGCUCCACAAGUGCAGCAGUCAUACAGUUGCUAAACUUCGGAGGUUCAGGCUGAAAUCUCUAUGCCGUUACAAGGACUGGGAAGGGGGAGAACCAACAGUGCGAACAAACAUUCACCUUACCAUUGUUAAAAUCUGAUUUUACACUUAGCUUAGAAACAACUGCCCCCUUCUUUGGACUCACUAAAAGAGUAUUUAAACAAGUACCAUAUGUUGGGAAAGAAUUCAAAUGAACGCCAUUUUUGAGCAAAGCAGUCUGUUUGUUUUUCAAACACUAGUCUAAGUCCCUCAGAAAUUUUGCAGCUGGAGUCCUCUUAGAGCAUUGUUAUCUGGGGCAAAUAGGUGGCAGCUGUGGUAAGCAGUGCAACUCCUGCAUAGAAUUAUGUCCCCAGAUGACUUGUGCUUUAUACUUUGCAUUAUGGUCCUUGCAAGUAUCACUUGAAAUACUUCUGCCCUUGGAUAUCUUCUCUGCUCCUACGGUGUGACUCCACCACUGGAAGAAUUUAACAGGCCAGGAUUUCUCUUCUCCCUCACUGCCCCAAACAUCCAUAAAUGCUGUGGAAAUGUUAGUGACACUCACGUGCAAUGAAGUGACAAGAAGGGAGCAGAAUUAAAAAAAAAAAGCUUUUGAAUUUGAAGUGAUUUUUUUCCAUUUUGUUUUUCGUAAGUUAUUUAUUCCUUUUAUUUUCCUUUUGUAAAUAUAUUUAUUUUAUUGUGAAGCUAACAACAUCUGGAUUGUAACAUGUACAGAAUGUAUGGUAGGAAUGUAUUCUCUUGUAGGACUAUAAAUCCAUGCAAGAGGGGGAUGAAAGUUAGGUUUGGGGGUCCUUAACUGGACAUUAAGAUUCAGGAGACAUUCAGAAGAUUCCCCACCAUCACCACCAGGUCCCUUCCUGCUUUUCUCCACGAUGAGAAUUAUGCAAAAAAGUUUAUAAACUUAAUUGUACAGAUCAAAUUGUUUGGUAUUGGUGGUUACUUUUGAAAGGGCCAGAUCCUCUUUAAAUUUGCUGAGCACACCCUAGGCUCCAGCAAGCCUUCACCGUACCAUCUUCUUGCAUGUUUUGCGCAAUCCUGUACAUGCCCGCUCACGGCCCACUGAGUUCAAAGGGGCUUCCUCCCAGGUAAGUGUGUGUAGGAAUGCAGCCUUAGAGACCUGAAGCAGCAUAUUCACACACUAGUAGCUUGAACUGGAUGGAGCUCCCAGGAGCACUGCAGCUUCAGGCAUCCGAGUAGGCCUGCUGAUGUAACUGAGCGUGCUCAGUUUUGGCAUUUCUGUCUCCCUCCAGGGAUUCCUGCAAGCCAGGGCUCAGGCACCAUUUUCCUACUGAGGAGUCCCAGUGGGCCUGUGCAGAGCUGCUCAUUCUAUCAGCACAGCCUCACGUACACAUCAGUUUGUAAGGUGCUCCCUUUUCUGAUUGAGCGUCUAAUUUGGAAAGGCCACCCCGUUAUGUCUGGGGGUCAGAGUGGGGUUGGGAGCCACAGUCAACCAACAGAAGAUUGCUCUUCAUAUAUAUAGAAUUUUUUGGCUAAGGUGAUCUAGUAGGCUUGCUUCAAAGACAACAUCAUCUUUACAAAGCAUCCUUUAAAAGGCUUUGGACCAUCUUAAGUGCUGCAUACGGUGCUAGUAAAAGCACAGCCUUUUGUGGAGCGGUGUUAGAAGAAGCCUAUCACUAAUCUGCUGGCAAAUGUAAAGCCCUUUUUGUGUGCAUCCAGUCCUCUGCUAGGGAGUCUGCAGGGGCUCUGCACAAAACGAGCAGUGCAGAAGCUAGCAAGCUGCAAUUGGAAAGCGGAGUCCCGUGACGCAGUGGAUUCUUCACUGCCUCCCAGAUGUGAAUUGCACAGCUACUAGUUUGUUGAAUGAUGCAUGGCUUACAGAGAUCAACUUUCUUGGACCUUGGAUCCUGUGUGGGCAAUUGGCAGGAUUUUGCGCCGAACAAAACCUACGUACAUGUGUAAAUAUACUAAGUAUGUUUACACGUAUGAGCAUUUGCUUCCACUUUUUCUUUCUUUUGAAAGGAAGUCGUUAAUGUGGGUGUCAGUAGGAGGCUUAAUCCUGAGAUUGUUGGCACAAAUUUAGAGAAUCAGACAAAUGUUGCAGUGGUUUACAGAUGCUGUGGGACAGGAUAAAGCAGUUCUGAUUCACAGGACUCUCUCAGAAGUGCUUUUCUACUGGUUUGAAACCAAAAUGCAUCACUUCCACCUUCUUGGCAGACACCUUAUUGGCAAGAACGCAGAAAGCACCCAGUGCAUCUAAGCUACAGACAGAGUUAAGCAGGCAGGUGCUGACCUCCACCAGGUCUUCCUUGGGAAAUAGUUCUGUUGAGAAGUAACAGGCAUCAGGGCCGUCCCUGCAUUAUGGUUUGCAGGGUUCUUUGGGGAAGUUCUUGGACUAAUCAGUUUGGAGGGUAGAUGCUCUGAUGCAUAGUAGCAGGAAUGCCUCAGUAUCAUCUGAGCUCUCCCUGCUUCCUUCUGCAGAGCAGUUGAUCUGUGUGGGAGGAAAAGGCGACUUCCUGGGCAGGAUGGGGCGCAGCAGAAGCUGUGGGUGUGCAGCAUCCUUAUGCACUGAGUCCCCUGACCAUGCAGCACACUUGCUGUUCCAGGGACUUGGUCUGGUAAAAAAUUUUUACCAUCACAUGCAGGAAGGAUACAGAAAGUUCUUGCCCCAAGUGUCAUCCUUAGUGUCUCCAGUUGCCUGUGCCAGCUGCAAGAGAAAUGAGAUCACCCUUUGUCAAGUUGGCCAGUUUGGGAAUGAACUGUACAGUGUGAUUCUCCUGUUGUCUUCUAGAACCUGACUUACGAAUCUAAAGUUUACAGUUGAAAAAAAAUUGAGCAAAUGUAAAUGAGUUCUCCAGAGAAAAUGGUUCAUUGGCUCUAGAAUGUAAUUUUGUCUCUUAAAAGAACAAAAAACACAUACAAACCAGGAUCUUGCUUUUAUUAAUAUUUCAGUGCUUAUAAUAUAAUGGCUGAACUUUUAUUUGGAAUUUUAGCUCAUUUUAUAGCCUUUUGUUUUCAUUGUUAUGCUAAAAAUAAUCCUAAUGCAAAUUUUGGAUUUUAUUUUAAAUUAAACCAAUUUUUUAAAACCUAGUAGAUGCUUAACAGUGUAAUCCAUACAAGAUCUCUCCAGGCAGAGAUUCCAGAGUGGGGGGAGGUGUAAAUAGUCAGGACACAUUUGGUGCACGGUUGUUUAAAGACAAGGCGUGUUUCUCUGUCAAAAAGGUUGUAUUUUCUUUCCCCCAUCCUUCCCCCCGAACCACAGACCUUAGAGCUGUGCCUUUUCUAUGCAAUAUUACAGACAUAUACAUCUGAAACCAGAUUACUGUAUUCACUUGUAGGUAUGGGCUGUAAUCAAACAAACCGUUGGGCAAAUUACAUGAAAAUGAGCAGUCUUACUUUUGUAGUUUUAUAUUAUACAAUAAACAGUUUAAAAAGAA
Varanus komodoensis (Komodo dragon) is the source of this 8152-nucleotide messenger RNA. It is a transcript of the gene SERTAD2, whose product is annotated as SERTA domain containing 2. Bases 709 to 1722 code for a protein of 337 amino acids. The record is from RefSeq and is a predicted model, not a curated record. NCBI's taxonomy places the organism in Eukaryota, Metazoa, Chordata, Lepidosauria, Squamata, Varanidae. Gene Ontology annotation, cellular component: nucleus. The transcript has 2 exons. Gene Ontology annotation, molecular function: transcription regulator activity.